AUGGGUUUCAAUCUCCAUGCCGAGGGGACCACGGACCCCAAAGAGGUCCGCAACUUCAAGAUCCACCUGAUCGCAAUUGUUGCCUCGAUGAGUGCCAUUGCCAUGGGUUAUGAUACUUCGGUCAUCGGUGGCACUAUGGCUCUGGACUCGUUCCGACGAGAUUUCGACCUCCUCAACGUCUCCAAAACUGCACGAGAUACUCUCCAAGGCAACAUUGUCUCCACUUUCCAAGCUGGCUGCUUCUUUGGCGCUUUGCUCACCUUCCCUCUUGCUGAGAAGAUUGGUCGCAAGAAGGCUAUCAUGUAUUCGUCUUUGAUCUUCUUGGCCGGUGGAACUCUCAUGACUGCAUCACACGGAGUCAUCGGCAUGCUCAUUGCCGGACGAGCUGUUGCAGGCCUUGGUAUCGGUGCUGUGUCACUCAUCGUUCCUGUCUACAUUGCCGAAACGAGUCCACCUUCCAUUCGAGGUCGACUAGUUGGUAUUUUCGAGAUCGCUUCGCAAGGUGGUGGCAUGUGUGGUUUCUGGAUCAACUAUGCCGUCGACCGUACAAUUUCUCGCCGCACACAGACACAAUGGAUCGUACCUCUUGGUCUCCAGCUUCUGCCAGGUAUCCUGCUCUUCUUCGGAAUCAUGUGGUGCCCAGAAUCACCACGAUGGCUCGCUAAGAAAGAUCGUUGGGAGGAUGCCGAGAAGAUCCUGAUCGAUAUCCGACAACUGCCUGCUAACCACGAGUACAUUCAAGGCGAGAUGGCCGACAUCCGACUUCAGGUUGAGGAACGAUCCACAAUGAGAAUGAGCAAGAAGGCCCAGUUCCAAAAGCUCUUCGCACCAGGAACACGUAACCGAAUCGCAAUUGGUCUAUUGCUUAUGGCUUGCCAAAACUUGACUGGAGUGAACAUUAUCACAUACUACUCCCCACGUAUCUUCGAGACCCUUGGAAUUACAGGCACAGACACCAAGCUCUUCGCUACUGGAUUCUACGGCAUUGCUAAGACACUUGGUAUGGUCUUGUUCUCUCUGUACCUCGUUGAGAAAGUUGGUCGACGAAAUGGCCUCAUCUAUGGUGCCUUCAUCGGUUCCCUACCAAUGUGGUUCAUCGGUGGUUACGUCAUGAAAGCUGAUCCAGCUGGUGCUGCUGCACGAGGCGAGCUCACAAGAGAUGCCGCUGGAUACGUCGCCAUGGUGUGCGUCUACCUCUAUGGCUUCAUCUACUGCGCAACCUGGCAAGGUAUCACUUGGGUGUACUGCUCCGAGAUCUUCCCAUUGGACAUCAGAAUGCUGUGUGUGGCUAUCACGACCGCUGACCAAUGGCUGUGGUCUUUCGUCAUCUCUCGAACCACACCAUACAUGAUCACGAGCUUGGGCUACGGAACUUACAUGUUCUUCGGCUCCCUCAUGGUUUUGAUGGGCUUCUGGGCUUUCUUCUUCAUCCCCGAGACCAGAGGUCUUACUCUCGAGGACAUGGAUAUUCUUUUCAGUGGAACCAUGCACACUGCUGUAUGGCAAAGCUUGAAGACAAGACGAUCUGUCAAGGAUGUGCUUGCCGAUCGAAGAGGAAGUGACGAUGUCCAAUCUGUCAAGGGCGGGCAAGUUCUCGAUGAGAAGCAUGUCGGUUUGACUCAUAUCGAAGCGGUGGGAGUAAGCAGCAAUGACGACCCAGCUUUCCCCAAGAACUCGCGAGUAUUGAGCUGCUAG
This is a messenger RNA of Lithohypha guttulata, 1695 nucleotides long. RefSeq lists its product as uncharacterized. Gene Ontology annotation, molecular function: carbohydrate:proton symporter activity. The record is from RefSeq and is a predicted model, not a curated record. The coding region runs from base 1 to 1695 and encodes 564 amino acids. Lineage: Eukaryota; Fungi; Ascomycota; Eurotiomycetes; Chaetothyriales; Trichomeriaceae. Gene Ontology annotation, biological process: carbohydrate transport; transmembrane transport. Gene Ontology annotation, cellular component: membrane. The transcript has 3 exons.